Molecule: messenger RNA, 1131 nt
Organism: Talpa occidentalis (Iberian mole)
Lineage: Eukaryota; Metazoa; Chordata; Mammalia; Eulipotyphla; Talpidae
Gene: SLC25A51
Product: solute carrier family 25 member 51
Exons: 2
Coding region: 233-1129 (298 amino acids)
Source: RefSeq, a predicted model, not a curated record
GGCUUCGCCUGCGCCCGAGGAAGGCGAAGCUGGCGGCACUGGAACGCGAAAGGGCCCCUGCCCCUCGGUGUCUGGACUUCCAGAACCCUUGACUCUGUUGAAUGUCAGAGAGGGAAGCGGUCUAGGCCGUCGUGGCCAGCCCCCUUCCUUUUUCCUGGCCACAGGUUGAGGGAGCGGGCGCCUGGAGAGAGGUUAAAAUAAUUCUUCAUGAAGAAGAAAGAUCUUAAGCAACAUGAUGGAUUCAGAAGCUCAUGAGAAGAGGUCCCCAUCAAUCUUAACAUCUUCAAAACAAGAUCUUUCACCUCAUAUUGCACAUGUUGGUGAAAUGAAGCAUUACUUGUGUGGCUGCUGUGCAGCUUUCAACAACGUAGCACUCACCUAUCCCAUGCAGAAGGUCCUCUUCCGGCAGCAGCUAUACGGAAUCAAAACCAGGGAUGCAAUACUUCAGUUGCAGAGGGAUGGAUUUCGAAACUUGUAUCGUGGAAUCCUGCCGCCACUAAUGCAGAAGACAACUACACUGGCACUUAUGUUUGGUCUGUAUGAGGAUUUAUCUUGUCUUCUCCGCAAGCAUAUCAAUAGCCCAGAGUUUGCAAUCCGGAGCAUGGCAGCAGUGCUCGCAGGGACUACAGAAGCAGUUUUCACUCCGCUGGAGAGAGUUCAAACAUUGCUUCAGGACCACAAGCAUCACGACAAAUUUACAAACACUUACCAGGCUUUCAAGGCACUGAAAUGCCAUGGAAUUAGAGAGUAUUAUCGAGGCUUGGUGCCCGUUCUUUUUCGAAAUGGAUUCAGCAAUGUCUUUUUCUUUGGCCUUCGAGGUCCCAUUAAGGAGCACCUGCCUACUGCAACGACUCACAGCGCUCAUUUGGUCAAUGAUUUUAUCUGCGGAGGUCUGUUGGGUGCCAUGUUGGGAAUCUUGUUUUUUCCAAUUAACGUUGUAAAAGCUCGCAUGCAGUCUCAGAUUGGUGGGGAAUUUCAGUCUUUCCCCAAGGUCUUCAGAAAAAUCUGGCUAGAACGGGACAAGAAACUGACAAAUCUUUUCAGAGGUGCCCAUCUGAAUUACCACCGAUCCCUCAUCUCUUGGGGCAUAAUCAAUGCGACUUAUGAGUUCUUGUUAAAGGUUAUAUGAAA